AAACAAUCAAGAUGGCGGAAAACGAGGUUUAGAGCACUUUGGAUUUAUCAAUAGUAAAAAAUAGAAGCCUCAGCCUAGGAAAUUCAAGAAUCACACGGGGAAAGUUCUGCAUCAAAAGAUGGCGUAGCAAUGUCUACAGAGAAAUGCAAAAGUAAAGGUGAAAAGACUUGGAUGAAUUGACAUCACAGAGAAGGAAGAACGGAAGCCAUUUUUAUAUGGUGGUGCAAUGUAUCAGCUGUUCUAUCACGUGAUAGCAGUUAGAUUUAUCAGCAUCACAAGAUAACAGCUAGAUAUACCUGCAUCACAAGGAGAGAAGAAUGGAAAACAUGUGGUGGUUCAUCCUGGACUUCGUUGAGCUUCUGCAUAAUAGAGAGAUGGAAUCUUGAUGUCAAAGUGGCAAUGUUCCUAUUACACCUAGAUAGAGAUUUAUCUUUCGAUUCUUGUCUGUCUGUCUGCAAUUUUAACUUUAGUCUGAUCUUCAGAAUUUUACACGAUAUAGAUUUUAUCCUCGAUAAACUAAAAGGUCAAAGUGAUUCAACUCAUCAAGUCCAAGGUCAUUAUUAAAAAUCGGAGUCAAAUUUGCUAAUAGCAUUUGUGGCAUGUCUUUCUUAAAGCUGUAUGACCCGAUUUUCAUGUAUUAUUUUUGUACAUAAUUACUUUAAAGCAGAUUAAUUACUUUAUAAAGUUAUUAACUUUCCCUUAAUUACAUGCUUGAAAACAUUUGCAUGUAAAAGAAAACAGUGCGAAUAUUAUUUAGAAAGUAAAUAUAGUGGCUACAUAUAUAAAUCACCCCAUAAUAGACGUCUAUAAAUAGACCCACGUGCAUCAGGGGAAUCCCAACAAGAUAUAUUAACUCAUACGCAACUGUCUAGUAAGGUUAAAAGAGCGUAAAACAACGAAUUACUAAGAGGUAUUUGAUAUUUCUAUUUCUAUUAAACUUAUGGUACGGCACUGUUAUAACAAAAUACACAGUUUUACACAGAUAAAACCACCGAUGAUCUGAAAGUUUGAACUGACCACGUGACUGUCAUUUGAAAUGGCAGAGUGACGCAGUUAUUUGUAAACAUCUAUUUAAAAUCAAAUUAUUUGGGUUAAAUCAGGUUAAAUAAUUUAUGAUAUGUCGUACAGUCUCAUAACUACAUACGUGCGAUGAUUUAAUAGCGUUUUUACGACAUGGAAAAAAAUAUUGUAAUUCGGACCAUACAGCUUUAAAUUUAUCUCUUUUCCACAUCUCCUUUUUUGUGACUCCUUGAGAAAAAAAAAAACUGUAUCUAGAUUCAGUGUUUCAGCUCCCUGAAUUGAAAACUGACUAUUUUCUUCACCAAGUGCUCGACAUUUGAAGUAAAAAUCGCAGGUCUUUCGGAAAUGACCCGAAAAAACAGAGGUUCUGUUAUCAUAGUAUACGUUGGUUCUAUAUAUAGAACCAUAAUGACUGUUCUGCCUUUGAGUGUCGUGCAUAGGUCAAAAUUUGUGACACUUCACCUACACCUAAGGCGAAAAUAACGAACAACAUUUCUGCAUUAAAGUUCUAAGGGCUAUUCCAGAAAUAAAUACAUGGGGGGUCGGGAGGCACCUUUUGUAUAUACCAAGCACCCAUAAAAAAAAAAUAAAAAAUUACUCCAUGACCCAUCAAAUUAAUAAACUCAUUUUACAAUGACCCAUCUAAUAAAAAACAAAACUAACCAGACCCACCACAAAAAUAUUUUUAAAAAUGAAAACGGUACAAAUCUCGCGAGGCUUUCGGGACAAACAUUCUAGUCGGUAAUGCCUGUGCGACAUUGUAUCACAGUAGUUCUGAAGAAACGAUGUCACAUCAACAAUCAAAGGCAUCUAUGGCGGGAAUGUUGGAAAGAUUGGGAGUCCAAACGAUGCUAUUAUCAUGAAGUGGGUAUGGAUAUGUUUUUCCACGAAUCGUUCGUCUUCUAAUGGAGCCCGCGCCCGGAGGCCUCUAUCACUAUCACACCGACUGAUAAAUAUAACGCAUCGGUACCCUCGUAUAAAUCAACUAAGGUUUGCCUAUUUUUAUUAGAAAACGGAAUACCUAUUGGUUUCAAAAUAUUCCCAAAAUCGAUGCACUGUAAACCGUAAUAAUCUACAGAAGAGAGUUCGCCGCCAUCACGUCCAAAGGGACCCUACUGAACGCGCCUCUAAUUUGAAGAGUGCCGUAAUGGAAAGUUAUGCGCUGCAAAGAGCGACAACUCGAAUAGUUCUAUGUUAUUUCCGAUUUCGAAAGCACGUUUUCAAUUAUCCCUCCGACGUUUUGUAACCAACACGACAAGAUCGACAAUAAAAAUAUUCUGAAAACUCAACACCCACGUGGCACAAAAUAAAACAAUAGAAACUACCCACUAACCAUAAUAAAUAUUUUUUUAACAGUCCAACCACGGACCAAUUAAAAUGUGAAAAAAUACGACCACCCACACAAAAAAAUAUCGUUUGCCGCCCCCCCAUUUGAUCAUUUCUGGAACAGCCCUAACCAACAAACAAAAACAACCAUCUUUAGACUUGCAGUGUAUGCAGUUGUGCAUGGGUCGUCUUAGUGCAUCUUAUAGACAUCCUCAAGAUCCACUUGGCCAGAAAAGUAGAAAUUUACAUAAAGGCUUUAUGGAAUAAAGCAGAUUUAAUUUUGUUCAAACCAUGGUUCCUGGUGGUAGGGUGGGGCCGCACUAGGUGAUCAAAGUUUUACAUGAAAAUAUAUCGGGGACAUCUUUUUAUAAAUCUCCUUAAAAAGAACACCAUCAUGAUUAGUCAUACUGAUAUGCAAGCAUCCUUAGGCAUGCUAGGUUGUACAGAUUCUAGUACAUAUGUUUAAAUUGUGACCCCUGGGGAUAAGUUAGGGCCAGGCGAGGACAUGAAAGUUUGACAACAGAAAUUAUAGCGAAAAAUCAAAGUUUUUUAUAGGAAGGGAAGACAAACAUAUUUAAAAUUCUUCUUCUCAAUAUAAACUAUUUAGCCAGAAAUAUUAUAAUUCACAAGAAGGCUUCCUGAAGUAAAAUUUGUUCAAAUCAAGACUGUUCAGGGUAGACUUGGGUCACAGCAGACAAUCAAAGUUUUAUAUGGGGAUAUAUAAAGGAUACAUUUUCAAAAAUAUUCUCAAGAACCACUGGGCUAGCCUUGUUUUAAGGGGUAUUGUGGGGCUACUCUGGAUUAGUAAUGUUUUAUGGGGUAUUGUGGGGCUACACUGGAUUAGUCAUGUUUUAAGGGGUAUUGUGGGGCUCCAAUGGCAGUGAUUUUUGAAGGCCCAUUUUGGGUCCGAAUUUCGGCCCUUUUCCCUCCUAAAAAUUGUCAAUUUUUUCCCAAUUUAGCUUGCAUUUUCCCCAAUAAUAGAAUUAUGAAAGGAAAACAUAUUUGAAAAAAAUAAACAUUCGAUGUGAAUUAUAUGUACAUAAGAUAAUGAUGAUUAGGAUAGAAUAGUUUAAAAUUUUAGAAGGUUAAAGAAAAUUAGAUGUGUAAAAUAAAGAUAAUGUAAAUUACAUCGUAUUACAGUAAUGUUUGAUAUGAUUUUAAAACUUAUUUACGAUAAAAUUGAUUUUUCCCAAUUUGACUGAAAUGUCGACAAUUUUUCCGAAUUCGAAAGCCACAGGACCUUUGUAAAAAAAAUGUAGACUGAGACUGGAUUAGUCAUGUUUUAAGAGGUAUUGUGGGGCUACAUUGGGUUAGUCAUGUUUUUAGGGUAUUGUGGGGCUACACUGGAUUAGUCAUGUUUUAAGGGGUAUUGUGGGGCUACACUGGAUUAGUCAUGUUUUAAGGGGUAUUGUGGGAGUACACUGGAUUAGUCAUGUUUUAAGGGGUAUUGUGGGACUACACUGGGUUAGUCAUGUUUUAAGGGUAUCGUGGGGCUACACUGGAUUAGUCAUGUUCUAAGGGGUAUUGUGGGGCUACACUGGAUUAGUCAUGUUUUAAGGGGUAUUGUGGGGCUACAAUUAAAGAUUGAAGUAUUACAUGCGGAUAUAAAGGGAGAAUAUAUAAAAAUGCUAUUCUCCAGAAAAACAGCGCCAUGAUUAGUCAUAUUGAUUUUCAAGCAUCCCAAGGUAGUGAAAAUGCAGGUUGGUUCAAAUCAGCCCCAGCUGCACCCCCCACCCCAACCCCAAAGUAGUGUGGGGCCACAAAAGGGGAUGAAAGUGUGACAUACCCGGUAAGAGUUUAUAGGGAAAUCUCUUUGAGAACAUUUAUCCCAACAACUGAAGGGUAAUGAUUAGUCAUGUUAAUAUGCAAAGAUUUAUACGCAGUUCAAAGUUAAGUUUGUUCAAAUCAGGACCCUUAAUGGUAGGGUGGGACCACGAUAUGAGAUCAACGUUUUAUAUGAGAAUAUGCAGAAACUUAAUUCAAAGAAUUCUUUUUAAGAGUAGCAGGGCCACAUUAAAUCCAUCUAAAUGCUCCCAAGUUCUGUGAAUUCAUUGUUCCCAUUUCGCUGUGUGUUUGGGGGGGGGGACUUUUGAAUAGUGGGUGAUAUGUGCAUAUUCUGUAACAAGACCUUUUGAUGGCAGAGUUUCUGUUUCUUUGUGACCUUGACCUUUGAGAUUAGUCUCCUUUUCAGAAAAGCCAACAUAUUCAACAUUUCCUGACCUUUUAAAGAAAAAAUGUGCAUGUUUUCUAUAUACAUGUAGAUAUCCUUUAGCAAGACCUUAGAGAAAAGCUUACUGUUAAGAAAGCCUCACCUACUCAAUAUUUCCUAUGAUCAGUUAAGAUAGAGCUUUCUUAUUUUCUACAUACUUGUAGACAUCGUAUGGAAAGACGUUUCAUUUCAUAUUAUAUCUGACUUCGUGAUCUUGACUUUCUCCAGAAUAACAAGGUCAUGCUAUUUUUCCAUUGGUACCGAGGCAUCCCCAUGUUUUGUGAUUCCAAGUUUGGUUUUGUCAUGACCCUUUAGGGCUAAGUUUGGGGCGACAAUAUUAUUUUUAAAAAAGCUUAGAAAAAAACCAUAACAACUUAACAACAGCAGGGCCAGGUUGCCUCAGGUGAGCGAUUUGUGUCAUCCUCUUGUUUAUGCAGAAAAUGGGUCGAUUAAAAUUAUUCAGUAAAUUAUGGAAAUCUAUUUAAUUGUAUGAAUUACAUUAUGCGAAAGUUUUUAUCCUAAUUUAUGUAGCUCUUGGAAUAUGGAUUUUGUAAAAAUAAAUGUAAAUUCAAUGAUUGCUACUUUCCAGUUUAUCUAGCUUUAUACUGUUUGUUUGAUUUCAGAUUGUAUUCCUAAAGACCCCGACCCUCCACAUCAUGGACACACUAGGACUCAGCACUCAGCUAAAAGUACGACAAUGUUCUCAAUGUCAGGGGGACACCGAGUUCUACUGUAACACAUGUAAACGUGAUCUGUGUUUACAGUGUAAAGAGAAACAUGUCAUUGAUCUAGAUACCAUAUACCAUGAUGUUGUGAUUUACCGUGAGAAGUUUAACUACAUCCCCAGACAAGAGAUCUGUGUCAGACAUCCAGACAGGUUCUAUGAAAUGUUCUGUCAGUCGUGUGAACUUUCUGUCUGUUUCCGAUGUUUAGAGCACCGAAAACACCAAAUACUGGACAUUAGAACAGCCUAUCAAACAAAGCGACAACAACACCGAGAAAUCAUUGACACCAUCAGAAGUGAGACUCUCUAUAACUGCCGUGUUCUCCUGGCAGGAAUCCAAACUGAUAUCCAAACUUGUCCCCCACAAAUCUGUCACCGUCAAUCACAGAUGUCAACAAAAGCCCAGAGACUGAAGGAUCGGAUUGACACUGUGGUAUGUGAUUUUAAAAUAAGAUACCGAGGUUUAUUGAUUGAUAGAAUACAACAACAGAAGAGAAAAAUGAACAGACAACUUGUUCACCUACAGAACUAUGAAAACAGAUAUGAACAAUCAGCAAACAGAGUGGUACACUUCCUCUUGUUUAUAAAGACCAGUCGUGUCCCCCAGAUAAAGAACAGUCCUAGUCAGUUAUUGAGUGUCAUCACAGAAAUCCAAAUGACAACAGGAAAACGACAAGUAGGAAUAGACGAGUGUUGUAAACGGAUGUCCACACCUGUAUUACACACGUCUGUCUGUGUGACAGGUGUUAAGUAUGUGAGACACAUAUCUCGUGUGAUAUCAGACCGGGUCUGGGUCUCUGGUUAUAACAAUCUCAUCUUGACAGACACAACAGGAGACACUAUACACCGUGUGACUGGUAUAAAAACAUGGUAUGGAGAAGGACUACACACAGUGAAUAGUUCUGGUGAACUGAUUUAUAUAAACAGUGAUGAUAACAUCAACAAACUGUCUACAGACAAUAAAACAGUCACCAGACUGAUACAGAGUACAUCACCAUGGAUACCAGUGUGUGUGUACUGCUCCCCGUCCACUGGAGAUCUGAUGGUCGGGAUGUAUAACUAUAUAGAAGGCAAGGUAACCCGGUACAACAGUAGUGGUCAACACAUCCUGACCAUAGAACACGACAACACAGGUCACACGCUUUAUAGUGAGCCUCAAUAUAUCACAGAGAACAAUAACGGUGAUAUCAUUGUGUCUGACUGGAUUAAAUAUAAGCGUGGUGCUGUUGUGGUGACAGAGCGCGGGGGCAGACAUCGAUUCUCCUACACAGGACCUCCAUCAGGAUUAUCACUAAUACCACGUGGAAUCUGUACAGACGCACUUUCACACAUCCUGGUGUGUGAUUAUAACACCGAAACAGUACAGAUGAUUGACAAGGACGGUCACUUCCUGUCUCUGUUACUGACACGACACGGGAUAAACGAACCAUACAGCCUGAACUAUGAUGAUAAAACUCACCUUCUCUGGGUCGGUUCACACAACACCAAUACAGUGUCUGUAUAUAGAUAUCUACAGAGGAGGUACUUUCUGACUGACUAUCCAGACAGUGUGGAAGAUGACACCAGAGAAGAAACUGAUCCUAAAACAUGUUGCCAACGGUGUAUCUUGGUGUAGACAUGACGUACGAUUACCAUUACCCUUGAUUACCCUCGCUUCAGCAAAUGGUUCUGAUCUAAUUUUCCUAAUUUAGUGAUGAUGGACACUGAUUACAUUUCCUCGUCUAGUGAUGGUGGACAUUGAUUACAUUUCCUCAUCUAAUGAUGGUGGGCACUGAUUACAUUUCCUCAUCUAGUGAUGGUGGACACUGAUUACAUUUCCUCAUCUAAUGAUAGUGGACACUAAUUACAUUUCCUCAUCUAGUGAUGGUGGACACUGAUUACAUUUCCUCAUCUAGUGAUGGUGUACAUUAAUUACAUGUCCUCAUCUAGUGAUGGUAGGCAUUGAUUACAUUUUCUCAUCUAGUGAUGGUGAACAUUGAUUACAUUUCCUCCUCUAGUGAUGGUGGACAUUGAUUACAUUUCCUCAUCUAGUGAUGAUGGAUAUUAAUUACAUUUUCUCAUCUAGUGAUGGUGGACAUUAAUUACAUUUCCUCAUCUAGUGAUGAUGGACAUUGAUUACAAUUCCUCAUCUAGUGAUGGUGGACAUUGGUUACAUUUUCUCAUCUAGUGAUGGUGGACAUUAAUUACAUUUCCUCAUCUAGUGAUGGUGGACACUGAUUACAUUUCCUCGUCUAGUGAUGGUGGACACUGAUUACAUUUUCACAUCUAUUGAUGGUUGACAUUGAUCACAUUUCCUCAUCUAGUGAUAGUGGACACUGAUUACAUUUUCCCAUCUAGCGAUGGUGGACGUUGAUUACAAUUCCUUAUCUAGUGAUGGUGGACACUGAUUACAUUUCCUCAUCUAGUGAUGGUGGACAUUGAUUACAUUUCUUCAUCUAGUGAUGGUAGACAUUGGUUACAUUUCCUCGUCUAGUGAUGGUGGACAGUGAUUACAUUUUCUCAUCUAGUGAUGGUGGACAUUGAUUACAUUUCCUCAUCUAGUGAUGGAGGACAUUGAUUACAUUUCCUCAUCUAGUGAUGGUGGAUAUUAAUUACAUUUCCCCAUCUAGUGAUAGUGGACAUUGAUUACAUUUUCCCAUCUAGUGAUGGUGAACAUUGAUUACAUUUCCUCAUCUAGUGAUGGUGGACAUUGAUUACUUUUCCUCAUAUAGUGAUGGUGGACAUUAGUUACAUUUUCUCAUCUAGUGAUGGUGGACAUUAAUUACAUUUCCUCAUCUAGUGAUGGUGGACACUGAUUACAUUUCCUCGUCUAGUGAUGGUGGACACUGAUUACAUUUUCUCAUCUAGUGAUGGUUGACAUUGAUCACAUUUCCUCAUCUAGUGAUGGUAGAUAUUGGUUACAUUUCCUUGUCUAGUGAUGGUGGACACUGAUUACAUUUCCUCAUCUAGUGAUGGUGGACACUGAUUACAUCUCCUCAUUUAGUGAUGGUGUACAUUGAUAACAUUUCCUAAUCUAGUAAUUGUGGAUAUUGAUUAUAAUGCCUCAUCUAGAGAUGGAGGACAUUGAUUACAUUUCCACUUACAUUGAUUCAUUGACGUUAAACUGUGUGCUUUGUAUGACCAUUUUCGUGAUUUAAAACUAAAAAUAUUAAAUCACGUAUUUCUAUGGAAUUUUUGUGUAAUUUGUAAAUUCCUGGCUAGAGAUUGUAAUUCAUACUGUUGUUUGUCCUCUAAUUCCUCACCUGCAUGGGAAUUUUCUUUUUUUUAGAAACAUUAAAAUUGCGAAAUAACCUCCCUACAUGGUAAACAACUGAACUAUGAAGCAAACGUUUCUUUAAUUUAAAUUACUUUUUGAUAUAUCAUUGAUCACUGUUCGUUAUCUUCACCUUGCAUCAUUCUACAAAAACAAUACAUUUGGCCAAAGAAUAGAGAAAAUAUAUAAAAGAGUUUUCAGGAGAAAACUGUCACAUGAAAAGUAAGUCAAAUGCUAUGUGUUACAUAAUAUCUUGUAGGUGACUAUCAAAGCCAUGAAUAUACCAAGUUUCAUAAAAAUUGAUCUAUUAGUUAUGGCCCCCUUCAAAGAAGAGGGGCAUAUUGGUUUGCACCUGUCGGUCGGUCGGUAGACCACAUGUUGUCCGCUCAAUAUCUUGAGAACUAUUCAUUUGAUGAUAAUGAUAUUUCAUAUGUGUUGGUUAUGAAUAGAAAGGGACCCCUACUGUUUUUUAGGUCCAAGGGUCAAUCUACUCUGGACAUAGGAAUAUAAUGUCCUCUCAAUAUCUUGAGAACCCUUUGCUUUAAAGACAUCAAACUUGGCACACUGGUACAUCCCAAUGAUUAGAGGUCACAUGAUCAAAGGUCAGGGGUCAAACUAGACAUGGGAAUAUAUUGUCUUCUCAAUAUGUUGAGAACCCUUUGCUUGACAGACAUCAAACUUGGUACACUGGUACAUCUUCAGGAAAAGAUGAUCCCUAUUGAUUUUGAUGUCACAUCUUUAAAGGUCAAGGGUCAACCUCGACUUUGGACUAUACUGUCUGCUCAAUAUUUUGAGAACUCGUUGCUUGACAGACAUAAAACUUAAUACACUGGUGUAUAUUUAGGAGAAGAUGACUCAUAUUGAUUUUGAAGUCACAUGGUCAAAGGUCAUGGGUCAAACUGGACAUAGUAAUAUACUGUCCACUCAAUAUCUUGAUAACCCUUUUGCUUGACUGACAUCAAACUUAGUACACUGGUAUAGCUUCAGGAGAAGAUGGCCCACAUUCAUUUUGAGGUCAAAAGUCAAUAGUUGAACUGGACAUAGUAGUAUAUUGUCUCCUAUAUUUUAAGAAUUAUUUGCUUGAUUUACACCAAACUUGGUACACUUAUACAGUAUAAGGAGUAGAUGACCCCUAUUGAUUUUUAUGUCGCAUGGUCAAUUCACUCUUGACAUAGAAAGAUAUUGUCUGCUCAAUAUUUUGAAUUGAUGAUACUACUAUCAAUUAAAUGAUGUGUGUGUA
Messenger RNA from Ostrea edulis (European flat oyster), 9772 nucleotides. RefSeq lists its product as uncharacterized. Lineage: Eukaryota; Metazoa; Mollusca; Bivalvia; Ostreida; Ostreidae. Bases 5212 to 6894 code for a protein of 560 amino acids. Gene Ontology annotation, cellular component: nucleoplasm; chromatin. Gene Ontology annotation, biological process: positive regulation of DNA-templated transcription. The record is from RefSeq and is a predicted model, not a curated record. Gene Ontology annotation, molecular function: ubiquitin-protein transferase activity; zinc ion binding. The transcript is spliced from 6 exons.